This is a messenger RNA of Caenorhabditis angaria, 567 nucleotides long. Lineage: Eukaryota; Metazoa; Nematoda; Chromadorea; Rhabditida; Rhabditidae. The record is from the annotation of a GenBank genome assembly.
AUGCUUUUCACCAAAAUUGCUCUUUUCUCAUGCUUGUUGGUUUUGUCCAGUUAUGCUGAUUUUUCUCCAUUGAAACACAAAACAUGCGGUUAGUUUCAGGUUUCAGAAAAAUUCACUCUGAACAUUUUUGCAGACCAUAAAGGAACAAUCUUGAGCGUAACUGCUGAAAAUUUCGAAGCUCUUAAAGAAGGCACAAAAACAGUUGCCAAAUUCAAGGUUGGACAAAAACCAAAGAUCAGAAUUGAAUUCACUGCUCACUCAAACUCUGAAACCAUGAAGAAUCAAAUCAAGGCUAAAGUCGAGGAUAAUCUGUUGGAUUUCCCACAACCAGGAAGAAAUGCCUGCAAAUUCGGUAAGCUUCUGAAACAUUUUGAACUUUUUUCCUAAUUUCUGAAUUUUGUAGGUGUCCAAUGCCCAGUUGUUGCUGGUCAAACACAAACUUUUGAACAAGAAAUUGAAAUCCAAGACAAUCAAAAGGGAUACAACAAUAUUCCAGUAAGAUGGGAAAUUGUCAACGAAAAAGGAGAAUCUGAAGUUUGCAUCAUUUUCUUGGCUAAAGUUGUUUAG